CACGCCCCCUUCUCCUGGCCGGCGCAGGUGCACGCCGGGAAGAUGGCGGCGGCUGGAGCUGGCCGCCUGAGGCGGGCGGCUUCCGCCCUCCUCCUGCAGAGCCCCCGCCUGCCCGCCCGGGAGCUGUCAGCUCCGGCCCGGCUCUAUCACAAGAAGGUUGUGGAUCACUAUGAAAAUCCUAGAAAUGUAGGGUCUCUUGACAAGACGUCUAAAAAUGUUGGAACUGGAUUGGUGGGUGCGCCAGCGUGUGGUGAUGUCAUGAAAUUGCAGAUUCAAGUGGAUGAAAAGGGGAAGAUCGUAGAUGCCAGGUUUAAAACAUUUGGCUGCGGUUCUGCGAUUGCCUCCAGCUCCUUGGCCACCGAGUGGGUGAAAGGGAAGACGGUGGAGGAAGCCUUGACCAUCAAAAACACGGACAUUGCCAAGGAGCUCUGCCUUCCACCCGUGAAACUGCACUGCUCCAUGCUGGCAGAAGAUGCUAUCAAGGCUGCCCUGGCCGAUUACAAACUGAAGCAAGAACCCAAGGAAGGAGACGCAAAGAAGAAAUGAGCCCUGGGUGCGCCUCCAGCGGGUCGCGUAAUUCUGCCCACCGCCGCACGAACACUUUCAGCUUCCAGAAGCUCCUCGCACUACUUAAGCUGUGAGAUACGCACAAUAUUUCCCAUCUACCUUGCAGCUCUGAGCAAGCAAAAUACACCGUUUAAUCGUUCUGCA
Messenger RNA from Octodon degus (degu), 711 nucleotides. It is a transcript of the gene Iscu, whose product is annotated as iron-sulfur cluster assembly enzyme. Gene Ontology annotation, molecular function: 2 iron, 2 sulfur cluster binding; ferrous iron binding. Lineage: Eukaryota; Metazoa; Chordata; Mammalia; Rodentia; Octodontidae. The transcript is spliced from 5 exons. Gene Ontology annotation, cellular component: cytoplasm; mitochondrial matrix. The record is from RefSeq and is a predicted model, not a curated record. Gene Ontology annotation, biological process: iron-sulfur cluster assembly; intracellular iron ion homeostasis. Bases 43 to 546 code for a protein of 167 amino acids.